Cercospora beticola is the source of this 975-nucleotide messenger RNA. Its product is annotated as NAD(P)-dependent oxidoreductase. The record is from RefSeq and is a predicted model, not a curated record. Gene Ontology annotation, cellular component: mitochondrion. Lineage: Eukaryota; Fungi; Ascomycota; Dothideomycetes; Mycosphaerellales; Mycosphaerellaceae. Gene Ontology annotation, molecular function: 3-hydroxyisobutyrate dehydrogenase activity; NADP binding; NAD binding. Gene Ontology annotation, biological process: L-valine catabolic process.
AUGGUCCAAUCCAUUGGCGUCAUUGGACUUGGUGUCAUCGGGCACGGCAUCGCCAGUAAUCUUCGCAAGAAACUACCACGAGACACUGCUUUCCACAUGUUCGACGUCAACAAAGCCGUCUGCGAUCGAUUCGUCCAAGAAUACACCCAAUAUGGCAGCGUCAACAUCUGUCGAUCAGUGAAAGACCUUGCGAGCCAAAGCGAAAUUGUCAUCUCAAGUCUCCCAUCUACCAAAAUCGUUCGAGACGUUUACCUCAAGGGCGACGGCGUACUUGCAGCAACUCCAUCGCCAAACAGACUUCUCAUCGAAUGCAGCACCAUCGACAUCGACGACACAAUCGAAAUCGGCAACAAAAUCAUGCAAGCCGGACUCGGCACUUUCGUCGACGCCACAGUAUCAGGCGGAGCCUGGGACGCGCGAGAAGGCCAACUAGCCUUCAUGGUCGGCCACCCAACAAGCGUCGACAAAACCGGCCACCAAAUCCACUCCAUCCUAUCCCUCGUCGGCGUCCCCUCAAAAAUCCGCUUCUGCGGCAAAUUGGGCAUGGGCCAAGUCGCCAAAAUCGCUCACAAUUACGUUUGUAUCGUGAAGCUUUUGACUGCUACAGAAGGUAUGGCGUUGGGAAUUAGAUACGGAAUUGACAAGAAAGUUCUAUGGCAGUGUAUGACAGACGGCGCGGCAAAUUCUUGGGUUAUGGGGCUUGAGCAGCCUGUGCUGGGGAUUGUGGAUGAUGCGCCUUCGAGUCGGAAUUUUGAGAGGGCUUUUGCGGUGAGGUUGGGGUUGAAGGAUUUGGGGAUUGCGAUGAGGGCGGCGGAGAAGGUGGGAUUGGAGCCUAGUGUUGGGAAUGUGGCGUUUGAGGCUUUUAGGAGGGUGGAUGAGGAUGAGAGGACGAGGGAUCUUGAUCAUAGCUCGAUUUGGUUGCAUGUUACUGGUAUGCUGGAUGAGUGGUUCAAGGAACAUAAAGCUAAGCUCUAG